Messenger RNA from Acromyrmex echinatior (Panamanian leafcutter ant), 1796 nucleotides. Its product is annotated as pickpocket protein 28-like. Lineage: Eukaryota; Metazoa; Arthropoda; Insecta; Hymenoptera; Formicidae. Gene Ontology annotation, cellular component: plasma membrane. The record is from RefSeq and is a predicted model, not a curated record. Gene Ontology annotation, biological process: sodium ion transmembrane transport. Gene Ontology annotation, molecular function: ligand-gated sodium channel activity.
UUAUUAAUAUUUCAAUACCGAGUUAGUAAUUAUUACUUCGCCAAACAAAUCAAUAUUCAUCUCAUAAUAGGAUAUCGCAAAUGUCUGGCACACGUGCGGGUAGAAAAAUACUUAGGCUGGUUUAAUAUCUAUUGUAAGAAUACGAGUCUGCAUGGUUUUCGUUAUAUAAGCAUGGAUGGAUCGUCGAUAAUCGAGAGUGUUCUCUGGUUCAUGGUUUGUAUAUUGUCCAUCGUGUUCUGCGUUAUAUUGAUGUUACGCUUGUGGGCCAAUUACUCGAACAAUCCCAUAGUUACGACUAUUUACACGUCAAAUCCGAUAUGGGACGUGUCUUUUCCAGCCGUCACCAUAUGUAAUAACAAUAAGGUCUAUCGUCCACAUGCCGAUCUUAUGGCUAAGAAUUUAUACAUGGAUGGGUUCACCACGAACGACAGCGAUAAAUUUUUUUCAUCCCUAGUGAAAUUGAUACGACCCGACAAAAUUUCGAUAGACAAUGUGACUGCGAGGCAAUUUCUCGAUAGACUCGACAUGACGGUCGAAACGCUCAUGGAGCAGUUGAUGCAGCCUUGCAGCGCAUUACUGUUAAGAUGCGUUUGGCUCGGCAAGGUUUAUGAUUGCAGCAAGAUCUUCAAGACUAUCAAAUCCAAGGAGGGUUUCUGUUGCGCUUUCAAUUAUCACUACAAUCCUAACGUUGGAUACAUAUCCAAUGAUUUUAAUACCAACGAUUUCAACAACACUUCUGAUGAUUUGCCGGGUGUGCACACAAUUUUGAAGGCGCCCGGAAACGGCCAGGAUGUGGGACUCGCGGUGGCCUUAAACAUCGAGCCUGAAAUGUAUAAAGCUACUUCGCGUCCUUACGUAGGAGCUUCCAUUAUAAUACACGAUGCAAUUGAUUUUCCCGACAUUGAUGCACACAUGGUAGCCGUGCCGAUUGGUCACGUCCUGGGGAUAUCCAUUACCGGGACGUCUAUCAGAGGUAUGGAAAGUUUGAAGGCCAUAUCUCAGAAGAAACGUAUAUGUUAUUUCCACAACGAGGUACCAGGCAAGAUUCGCUACAGCUAUCAAUCGUGCGUAUCAGAGUGCAUAGCCAAGCACAUAUAUCAUAUGUGCGGCUGCCUGCCAUUUUACUAUCCGGAGACACAAUCGAAACUAAAUUAUGGGGAUCAUUGCAACAAAAAUUGUCUGCCUGAGUGCUCAGAUGUGUUCUACACUAUCAAUCCAGAAAAUAUUAAAAUGCAGGACGUGGGAUAUGAUUCUGAUCUAAUUUUCGUAUACAUAUUUUUCGGCGACGCCUCAUAUGUUGAAUAUCGCAAGGAAAGUACUAUCAACUGGGAUUCACUCAUCGCAUCCUUCGGUGGUAUCUUCGGUCUCUGUCUCGGUGGUUCCGUGUUGAGCGUUAUCGAAUUUGCUUAUCUCUUGGCCAGGCAGCUCUUUAGAAGACAGACUCGCAAAUGGCAGGAACAAACACGUACGAAAUUGCCGCCGGCGUCAGAAGUGUUUCUAUCGAUUCCCGCUAAAGAGAAAGUUCAAUUACGAAAGCCGCGAAACCAUCAGGAAUCGGUUGACAAGCGUGUUUUCGUCACGUGGUAUCAACCAAUCGUGCAUCAACGUAAAAUAACAAGUCUCGACAACAUGAAUCACAUGAAACAUGUCAAAUUUUAAGUCAGUUUACUUUAAUCGAAAUGAUUUUUUACAAGUUGUUGAAACAUUUUUUUGUGAUUGAAGCAUAUAAUGGAAGAAAUAUUAGGAACAAGUAUGAAUACAGAGAAAUAAAUGAUUAGAAAUAAAAAUUAAAUGCA